AUGUCAUCAAGCAAAGGACAAUUCGAGCAGGGCCACCAGCCCGAGGUCCAGCACCAGAAGGUCCCAGGAUGGCAGACAGUAAUGGACCCUCCACCCCAAGUCGACCAUCUUCCCACCGCCGAAGGCGGCCGCGAACUCUACAAAGCCGCCGGGAAGCUCAAGGGCAAGAAAGCACUCAUCACCGGCGGCGACUCUGGAAUCGGCCGCUCAAUCGCCGUCCUUUACGCCAUGGAGGGUGCCGACAGCUUCAUCGCCUACCUGCCCGAAGAAGAAGAAGACGACGCGAAAGAGACAGUCAAGCUCGUGGAAGAGAAAGGAGCAAGAUGCUACACAUACCCCACUGACCUCACCAGCCGUGACAACUGCAAGAAGGUUGUCGAGGCGGCGGUCAAGCAGAUGGGCGGCAUUGACAUCCUCGUAAACAACCACGCGUAUCAGAUGAUGGUUGAGGAUAUCAAGGAUCUUUCUGAGGACCAGUGGGAGCGCACGUUCAACACCAACAUCCACCCGUUCUUCUACUUGUCAAAGUAUACCCUGCCACAUAUGAAGAAGGGAUCGACGAUCAUCAACAACGCUUCCAUCAACGCGUACAUUGGUCGUCCGGAUCUUCUCGACUACACCUCGACCAAGGGUGCGAUUGUUUCGUUUACCCGUGGUCUGUCGAAUCAGUAUGUUGGUCGAGGUAUUCGUGUCAAUGCUGUUGCGCCCGGGCCAGUUUGGACACCUCUUAUUCCAGCGACGAUGAACGAUGAGGCGAUCAAGCAGUUCACUUCGCCGAUGGGCAGGCCGGCUCAGCCAAGUGAGAUCGCGACUUGCUUUGUCUUCUUGGCUAGCAGUGACAGCAGCUGCAUCAGUGGACAGACCAUCCAUGCAAACGGCGGCACUAUUGUGAAUGGCUAA
Molecule: messenger RNA, 900 nt
Organism: Parastagonospora nodorum SN15
Lineage: Eukaryota; Fungi; Ascomycota; Dothideomycetes; Pleosporales; Phaeosphaeriaceae
Exons: 2
Coding region: 1-900 (299 amino acids)
Molecular function (GO): oxidoreductase activity
Source: RefSeq, a predicted model, not a curated record